AUUGGAAAAAGUUCUUCCCUGUGAGGGUGGUGAGGCCCUGGCACAGGUUGUCCAGAGAAGCUGUGGCUGCCCCAUCCCUGGUAGUGUUCAAGGCCAGGCUGGACGGGGAUUGGUGCAAUCUGGUCUAGUGGAAGGUGUCCCUGCCCACAGCAGGGAGGUUGGAACUGGAUGAGCUUUAAGGUCCUUUCCUACCCAAACCAUUCCAUGAUUACAUGAAUCAUGGAUAGGCUUGCUUUUCCUUCCUGUGAUGUCGUUAUGGUAUGCAGCCUUUAGAGUCCUAUCCUGAGCCACCUUGUGCUGUAUGCAGAAGAGGGUCUUAAAGCAGGAGAUAUUUACUUUGCAAACUCUCCCUGGGCUAAUGUACACCAUGGGUAUGUUGAUUUAUGUCCCAGUUGAAACACCAGUGUGGUCACCACCCCAAAAAGGCCCUGAUGUGUCUUUGCUGGCUGCGCUGUCAUUACCAGCAAAGGGGGAUGCCUCCACUGCUUCCUGGAAUGAGUCCUCUGCAUUGAUGGGUUGCCAUCUCCUGACUCUCUGGUUUUCUCCUUUAGCAUUUUAGUCUUUCCUUCCCAGUGUUUUUCCUCCUGAAUUCUUGAGGUGGUUCCCUUCUUCUUCUUAAACCCCAGCCUUGCCUAGCAGGCCUGCUGUGUGAUAGUGUUCUGUCUCAGCUGAGCUGGGGAGCUUGGCUCUCUGUGUCCUCUGCAAAGUCAAGUGUCUGACCAAAGAGAAUAUCUGCUUGAGCCAUGGGCUCACAGGGGGACACACUAAAGGAAGAUGAAAAGGCAAAUCUUGAAAAAAAUCUACUGGCAGAAGCAUGUGAGAAAGAAGGACUGGAUGAUAAACACUGGCUUCCCCAUCUGUCAGGAAUACUGGGAGUCAAGUCCAAAGAAGCCCUGAAACAUAUGCAAUAUGAAGACUACCUUAAGCUGGAGCCUAAAGUAAGGUACCCCUGGGAAAAAAGGGCUCUCCAAAAGCUCCUGGGAGUAACAGUCAGCAAAGAAAAUGCAGAAAAGACUUUUGAGGAGGUGCAGAAGAAGCGAUUGGAGAGAGCAAAACAGAGACAAGAAGCAGCCAAACUACUCAUGAAGGAGCUGAAAGAAAUGCACAAAAGCCACAGCCACAGCAAGGAUGCUAUAAGAGAGAAAGAGGAGGCUCUGUGGCAAGCCAUUGAGAUUCCCAAAGAGUACUGGCCACCACCAGAGAAGUCACUGGUGAGUUUGCUGGAGAACAUCCAGAAGCAGCUGGAGCAGCAGGAGUUGAUAGUGAGCAAGGCUGAAAUUGUCUCUGACACGGAGGUCCUGAGGCGGGCGUCAGGGGGACUGGCCCUGCAGGGCAUCUACAAAACCAGCAGCUUUGAGGAUGUGCUGGCAAAGAGAGACCAGCUCAUCCAGGUUCCCGAUGGAUUCAGGCUUGUUGGUCCAGAGCAAGGGUCUCUGUUUGAGAGGAAGGAGUUCUCCUCCUCUGCAGCAGAAGCUGCUUUCACCAAGUCCAUGGAGAAGCUGGGGUUCAGCAUCACCGUUUCUGCCAAAGCUGGGUUCUGGGGGUUUAAUGUUGGCACUGACAUAGAUCACAGCAGCUCUUCGCAGUCGAUGGAGACCCACCAGUCCCACUCUGAGCAGAGCUACAUUUGCACUACCAAGUACCACUACAUCCCUCUGGCCUCCUGCUACUUUCAAAAGCAUCAGCUUCACCUAACAGAUGGGGCCCUGCAGGAGCUGAAAGACAUCGAGUAUCUUUUGAGCAGCAUUCCGGAAGAAGACAGGUCCAACGUGCUGAAUAGCAGGUGUAAGAGGUUCUUCAGCACAUUUGGGUCCCACGUAAACCAGGGUCCCCUCCACUUUGGGGGGAUAUUCCGGUGGAAGGCAUCUGUAGCAGGAUUCAGAGCUGAGCAGCGGGAAGAGAUGAAGCAACAAGUAUCUGAAUCACUGGAUGGCUAUGUAAAUGCCACCUACAGCGGCUUCGGUGUCAGCAUGGGAGUGGAUGUGGAAGGUUCAAAAUACAGCUCACAUGCUUCUUCUCAGGGAAGAGAUGGAAAGAGAGCCCACACAGGAGUUCAGCACGAGGUGACCAACACAGGGGGCCCACCAGAGACAAAUUUUCUUCCUCAGUGGAAAUUGGGGCUUGUAACUAAUAACACGAGCUGGUGUGUUAUUGACCGAGGCUUUCAAUUGAUCCCAGUGUGGGAUAUAAUCCUGUUCAAUCACAGAAGUGAUUUUAAGUCCAGCUAUCAAAUGAGCAGCAGCCUCAGGGCUGCAUAUGAAGCGUUAACGAAUCACAGUGUCAGCAUCAUGUUUGGAGAGGAACUGGUCAGUGCAGUGGAAGAGGCCAGAGCUUUCAUGGAGUGUGUGAAGGCCUGGGAGGUGACAGUAGAUGAAGAGAGACUGUCCACGCUCCUAACAUUCAAACAUAAUCUGUAUGAAAAAACCAAAACCCAUAAUGUCUGGAUUGACAUAUGCCUGUCAGAAAAAGGACUGCAGGAGUUCCUUGUGAAUACUGUUCUGUUUUUCAGGAAGUCACCUCCAGAAAACACCAUGUGUAUCAAGUCUCUGUUGAAGUGCCUCCUGGAUCCUUAUGUCUAUUCUGUCAAGGACUUCCCCAGGUCUUCCUUCAUUAUGCAAUGGAUCUUUGAUAGUAACCCCAUGCUUCCUGAAACUCCCAGUGCUUCUGAGCUUGAAGAUCUCACCGAGACACUGCUGCAAAUGAAGGAGUACAUCCAGGAAGUCACCUAUGCACCAGAAACUGCAGCAUCUGCCAUUCAUGAAGCAAAGGUGAAAGCCACGUUGACUAUAAGCUCAACUGUUUAUUCCUUACUCCAGGUUCUCCAGAGAAGGGCACAGAAAGACAUAGAACUGUUAGUACUUCUAAUUAUGACCAGCACAGGAUACCAGAUGGAAGGGAACAAUUUUCAGUACCUCCUUGGAUGUCCAGAAAUUAACUUCAUGAUAAAUGAAAUGCAAGAGGGACAUAAGGAGUAUCUGACUCUGAAGGAACAAGAUGUUUACAGAGCUCAGGCUUUCCUGCUGCUGCUGGGUCUAAAGGUAACACCUGAAUAUAAAGAGGUGUCACCUGAGCAGAAGAAUGAGCGUUUAACGUUCAUGGAAGAUCAUAUGAAAAACUUAUGGUCCACAGAGGUAAAAACUCUCUUUGAAAAGCACCGUGCACUCAAAGACUGGGAGAUGCUGGAAAAGGACUUGGAUUCCCUCAUCAGUGGGUGCUUGGAGGACACAUGUGACGAUCUGAAGAAAGACAGUAUAAUCAGAGACAUGAAAGACACUUUUCAAAGCACAGAGCCUUCCAGUCAAUCCAAAUCCAAAUCAGACAGCAGUGAAACUGAAGCAAAUCAAGCCACUAGAAAUCAAGAAUUCCUCCACUUACUUAAGCGCCUUGGACUGGAAAAUCACUAUCCAAGGAAGAUGGGGACAGAAGACUUCCAUAUCAUAUACAAGAAAUCUUUACAUGACAGCCACCCUAGCAACGACAGUGAAUUACCAUUUUACUUCCUGCAAAAGCUAUUAACAGUGGAUUAUCGGGUGAGGUACCUGACUUGCAGGGAUGAGAGCAACCCACAACUCGCAUCUAUGCCAAAACCCACAGAGCAAGAGCAUGAACCCUCAGAUUCCUUUGAUGACUUUUUCACUGAUUUGGAGGAAGAAGCCCCUGAAUCUGCAACCAAAGACCGUUGUGUGCACCCCAUGGACCUCCAGAUGGCAAUUUUUCAUUGUGCUGAUGAUUUCAUGAGACAGUACAUUUCAACAAAGCUUGCUUUCUGCCAAUUUGCACUACCUCUCCUGGUACCAAACCCAUGCACUUCAAAGAUAGAGUUUCCCCUCUGGUCCCUCAGCCAGAUAAAGAAGAGCUGGAAAGAGGCUGAGAAGCCAGGAAAGCAGGCCAGAACUAACAGUUACAAAAACAAAUUCAUUUAUCAAGCAGAGACACCCAUCGUGUCCUUCAUACGGAUUGGCAGUUCUCCUUCCUCUUCCAAGUCUCAGAUCCUGAAUGCUCUGCUGAGUAAACAAAAACAUGACACUUUUUUCCACCGGCAUUGCAAAGGCAGCACCAAAGACUGUUUGCUGAUGAAAGGUGUUGUGGAGAUCUCCUGGUACUGUCCCCGGGGCAGUGAUGAUGACAGCUUUGACUGCUGUGUUGCUUUCUGUAACCUGCACGGAGAUGCAAGGGACCACGAAGAACAGCUGCAGUUUCUACAGGAGAUAUCAGCUGUGAAUGUGGUUCUUGUAACCGAGUCUGAUCAGAGUGACAAGAAAGGGAUGAAGAUUUUACGUGACCUGUGGCAGUCACAGAGGCCUUUGGUUUGUCUUUUCACUGAAAAAGAGAACAUUGCUGCUGGCCGAUCUAGCCAAAACAUAAGAAUAGGUAUCAAGAACAGAAACGAAGCAGAAUUAAUGGGCGAGCUGAAAAAAAUCAUUGGAGAACUUGUGGAAGUGUCUAACACACUUUUCAGCCUCGAUUCCUGCCUGGACAAAGCUCGCAAGCAUGGAUUCUUAGUCGAUGAAGAUACAGAUGCAUGUGUAACAGCCAAAGAAAAGGCAAAGGCACUGGUGAAGCUUCUGAAGGAAGAGAAGUUGUUUGAGAUCAAAUCCAAACUGCUGCCUCUUCAAGGAAAACUGUGGCACAUGUGGUGCAAAAAGGACAAAGAACUCACUCGCUUGCAGGAAAAGAGGAACCAGAGCAUAGAGCAUCAUCGGAGCCAAACUGAAUUGGAGAAGUCAGCAAUAAGAAGAAAACAACUAGAACAAGCAUUCCCCCUCAAUCAGCUGAUGAAAUCAGUCCUUGGCUUUCUCCAGUCACAGCCAGCAGAUACCAAGAAAUACUUUCUGCACUGGAUGAAGGUUUUCAUGGACGAUCUGUCUUCCGACCGCCUUGACGAACUGAAGAAAGAAUAUCACCUGUUAUGGUCUCAAAUCCUGGCAAUAACGAAAAGCAAUGACAAAAGCUAUCUGAAAUCUCAGUUGAUGAAGAAUAUAGAUGACCUCUCCAAUGAAAUCAACUAUUCAUCCGUUGGCCUUGAGCAUAUUUUGAGAGAGGUAGGGCAGAUUUAUGAAGCUGUGGAAUCGAUGAACUCAAAGGAUGAAUAUUUUGUCAAACUACCUGAAAUUGCAGCUGAUCUGAUGGUUUCAGGGUAUCCUGUCGAGCUGAUGGAUGGUGAUGCUUCUUACAUACCAUUACAAUGGGUCAAUGCAAUCUUUGACAGAUUAAUUAAUAAGCUAGGAGACAAACGAGUAUUUGUUCUCUCAGUGCUUGGCAUCCAGAGCACAGGGAAGUCAACCCUGCUGAAUGCCAUGUUUGGUCUUCAGUUUAAUGUCAGUGCAGGGAGAUGCACCCGGGGAGCGUUUAUGCAGUUAAUUAAAGUAGACGAGAAGCUGCAACGAGAUCUGGGCUUCAGUUACAUGCUAAUUGUUGACACAGAGGGACUUCGUGCCAUAGAGAUGGCCAAUAAACAGUCCCUUAACCAUGACAAUGAGCUGGCCACCUUUGUCAUUGGCAUUGGCAACAUGACUCUGAUCAACAUCUUUGGAGAAAAUCCGUCAGAAAUGCAAGAUGUCCUCCAGAUUGCCGUCCAGGCUUUUCUGAGGAUGAAGCAAAUAAAACUUUCCUCAAGCUGCCUGUUUGUACACCAAAAUGUGGGAGAAAUAACUGCCAAGGAACAAAACAUGGAAGGACGAAGACGCCUCCAGAAAAAGCUGGAUGAAAUGACUGUGAUAGCUGCUCAGCAAGAAUUCUGUGAUGCCUACUGCUUCAGCGAUGUCAUUCACUUCGAUGUGAACACCCAUGUUCAUUACUUUUCUCACCUGUGGGAAGGAAACCCCCCAAUGGCACCACCCAACCCCACCUACAGCCAGAACGUCCAGGAAUUAAAGAGCAAAAUUCUCCAAGCUGCCAAGAAGAGACCACCAGGCAGUAUUUUGAGUCUCUCGAGCUUGAAAGUUCGUAUUAGUGAUCUCUGGAAUGCUUUACUGAAUGAAAACUUCAUUUUCAGCUUCAAGAACUCAGUGGAGAUUGCUGCGUACAAGAAGCUGGAGACCGCAUUUGGCCAGUGGAGCUGGUGGAUGAGGAGUCACGUCUUAGACUUGCAAAUGAAACUGGACAAUCAAGUUCGGAAUGGGGACAUACAGGAGGUCCCCAGAGAAAGCCUUGAAAAUGUAGUGCAAAAGACAACUGAUGACAUCAUGAAAGACGUGGAAAAGUAUUUCACUGAGGAGAAAGACCAUGAGAUACUGGCCCAGUGGAGAGUCGUCACAGAACGGAAGCUGGAUGAACUGAAGAAAUCUCUCCUUAGUGAAACUAGAAAGAAGUGUGAGAAUCUGAUUGAACUAAAGAAGAACCAGCGUAAACUGGAUGAAAAGAAGUCAGAAUAUGAAAGUGAGCUCUUGAAAAAGAGUAGGGAGAUGGCUUUAUCUCUAAAAGGCCAGAGACUAACUGAAAGUGAACUCAGAGACAACUUUGUUCGUCUUUGGAAUACAUGGGUUGCUGUAUUCUCCUCUGCUGCAUCCCCUCUGAAACAGGUUGAUAUCGAUAAGGAAAUAGAAGAUGUCCUUCUAGAUCACUUUAAGGGACCUAACUUACUAGAACGGAUAAGCAAAUUUCCCAAAACCAAAGCAUUUUCUGUUAACUUUGAAAAACACAUUGCUAAGAAAAAACGUUGGCGCUUCUUUGAUCAGAAUUUGGAUCAUGCUGAUAUGAGCAACAUACAACACAUUACAGAUAACAUCAUAAGGUGUGUGACAAAGAACAUUGAUAAGAAGGAACAGGAGAAAAGGGAUUAUAGUCAAAGUUUCAUUCAUGAAAUACUAAAUGAAGUGCAGAAGGGUAUAAGCUCUGUCCCUAUCAAUGCAAAAUACAGUUUUAAUACAGAUUAUGCAAUAGAUUUAUCUCUGUAUCUGUGCGGAAUGGCAGCAAAAAGAUUUAAAAGCAUGCAGGAAACAUUCAGAAAAGCAAAUGAUCCAUACACCUACAUGGUGAACAAGAGAGAAGAUUUCUUUAAAUAUUUCCAGAUCUCUUGCCAAGGGGCCACUUCUAUCACAGCGUUUGCUGUUUUCCUGUGUGACAAGAUUGGCCCAGCUCUUCGCCGUGCAAUCUAUGAGAGGACAGCUCUUACCAUAGCUCAGGACAUCAGGGGUAAGCUGCCAGACUUCAGUGGCAAUAGAUCUUCUCUGGAAGUUUGCAUACUGAAAUACUUAGCAGAAGAAGAAAACUUUGAGUAUUUCCAGACGUAUCUUAAUUUCUCAGAAGACUUUAUGAAGAGUUACAUUGAGAGACGUGUUAAGAUGUACUGUUUAGAUAAGAACAGGAGGCUGGAGAAGUUUUUAGAUUACCGCCUUACUCACCUCUAUGAAAGCAUUCUGUCAGCUGUUUUUCAAUCAACCAAGAUUGUCAAAGACAGAGGAGACAGAAACGACAAAAUCUCUCUUUGGCUGGAUGAAUUUUGCAACGCACUUACAGAAGUGCUAAUCUUGCCCAGGAGCGACCUGAAGAGCAUGGAGCAUCAGGAGAUAAACGACAUAGACUUCCUGAAAAAUGCCAUGACAGAAGCGUUGGCUUCCCUGAAGGACAGUCUCAAGGAAGAGUUUCGUAAUGCUGAUAUGAGCAUAUUUGAAAAGCAGCCUCACGCAAUCUUGGCCGAGCAAUUUUCAGGAUGCUGGAAUCAGUGUCCCUUUUGUGGGGCUGUUUGCACAAACACUAUUCCACAUCACGAUGGAGACCAUCAGCUUGUCUUCCAUCGUCCUCAAGUUUUGGCAGGUUACAUCUGGUAUAAAACAGACAAUCUGGUCAUUGAUAUUUGUUCUAGUAGUAUUGUGAGUGACAAUUUAUUCAGGAUUGAUGAAAACACAUGGAUCCCCUACAAGAAAUACCGUGAUGCAGGACUUCCUUAUUCCAAUUGGCUAAUUCUUCCUGAUACAUCAAUACAAGCGUACUGGAAAUGGUUUGUGUGUCAUUUCAGGACAGAGCUUGAAAACUUGCACAAUGGGAAAUUUCAUGGCAAAGGAGAAAUCCCUGCCUCAUGGCAGAGAAUUACAAAGCAGGAAGCGCUUGAUGAACUGAAGAAGCUUUAGGCCAGCUUGACAUCAGAGACUGUAGUGAUAGGACAAGGGGCAUUGGAUUCAAACUUACACAGGGGAAGUUCAGACUGGAUAUAAGGAAGAAAUUCUUUACUGUGAAGGUAGUGAGGCAUUGGAACAUAUUGGCCAAAGAAAUGGUAAAUGCUCCACCCCUGGCAGUGUUCAAGGCCAGGUUGGACAGAGCCUUGGAGGACAUGGCCUACUGUGAUGCGUCCCUGCCCAUGGCAGGGGGGUUGAAACUAGAUGAUCUUAUGGUCCUUUCCUACCCAAACCUUUCUAUGAUUCUAUAAUAUGAAGGAAGAACUGCAACCGCUUUGCAUUUUAGAAGAGCAUAGUAUAAGUAAUUCCACAAAAUAUUGUUAUAUUAGACGAUAUAUAAAAUACAUAUGCAGCCGCAAGCUACAUGAAGGAUACCUAAUUGCUGACAAAGUUGGGUGAAAUAAGGCGUGCUACUCCUGCCUCAGAAAUCCCCUUGCUUCAUGA
Molecule: messenger RNA, 8558 nt
Organism: Neopsephotus bourkii (Bourke's parrot)
Lineage: Eukaryota; Metazoa; Chordata; Aves; Psittaciformes; Psittacidae
Product: interferon-induced very large GTPase 1-like
Exons: 2
Coding region: 744-8069 (2441 amino acids)
Molecular function (GO): GTP binding
Source: RefSeq, a predicted model, not a curated record